Messenger RNA from Centropristis striata (black sea bass), 3576 nucleotides. RefSeq names its product vomeronasal type-2 receptor 1-like. Lineage: Eukaryota; Metazoa; Chordata; Actinopteri; Perciformes; Serranidae. Gene Ontology annotation, cellular component: membrane. Gene Ontology annotation, biological process: G protein-coupled receptor signaling pathway. The transcript has 12 exons. The record is from RefSeq and is a predicted model, not a curated record. Gene Ontology annotation, molecular function: G protein-coupled receptor activity. The coding region runs from base 1 to 3576 and encodes 1191 amino acids.
AUGCCUAUGGUGCUCACCCCAGCGAUGCUCCUUACUCAAAAGAUGAGUGCACUUUCAGCCCCCUGUGGAAACUUUGGCAUGGCUCAGUUGUAUAGCAAGCAGUGGAAACAAGUCCAGUGUUUUGCUGACACGUUUUGGAAGAGAUGGAAGGGAGAGUAUCUGUCUACUCUACAGAGUCGCAGAAAGUGGACAAAAGACAAGCCGAAUGUCAAAGAAGGAGAUGUUGUCUUGCUGAAAGACAGCCAAGCCCACAGGAAUGAAUGGCCACUGGGACUGGUGGUUAAGACUUUGCCAAGCAGUGACAACAGAGUCCGCAAGGUUGAGGUGCGGAUCGUGAAGGAUGGGACACCUAAGAUUCUCAUGCAGUUAAAGAAAGUAAAUUUUUCUCAAAAUGGUUAUGAUGUGUCAUUUGAUGCCAACGGGGAUCCUGUGGCCACAUAUGAGCUGGUGAACUGGCAAAAAACUGAGAGUGGCAACAUUGAGUUGGUGACAGUGGGACACUACGAUGCAUCACUGCUGGUGGGCCGGGAGUUCCGUAUCAACAGGAACCUCACCUGGGUGGAUGGCAGCACACAAGUCCCUGUGUCAGUGUGCUCUCACAGCUGUCCUCCAGGAACUCAUAAAGUGCUGCAGAAAGGAAAACCCAUCUGCUGUAAUGAUUGUUUACCAUGUCCUGAAGGAGAGAUUAGCAAUGCUACAGUGAAAAACCUCACAACAUACAAGGAGAGGAUCAUCCUGGAGUGUGCAUUAGGCUCAGCUGUUCGGUUCUGGGCUGUGCUCGGGUACAUCGGCCUGCUGGCUGUCUUUUGCUUUGUGUUAGCUGUCCUGGCUCGGAAACUACCUGAUAAUUUUAAUGAAGCCAAACUGAUCACCUUUAGCAUGCUGAUAUUCUGUGCAGUCUGGAUCACCUUUAUCCCUGCUUAUGUCAGCUCUCCUGGGAAAUUCACUGUGGCUGUGGAGAUAUUUGCUAUUCUGGCCUCCAACAGUGGAGGGAUGGAGAUCACUGCUCUCUCUAUUAGCCUGAUCCUGUCUCUGGGUCUGUGUGAGCUGAACUCAGCUCUUGCCUUGAAUAUUUCUGGUGCUGGGGUCAGCUCUGAGGCUGCAACUGUAAAAUGUAAGCUCCAGGGUACCACUCGUCUACCUGCUUUCUCAGUGGAUGGUGACUACAUUAUUGGUGGUGUUUUCGCUAUACAUUACAAGGUGCACACAGUGGAGAAUAACUACACCUACAUGCCUGAGCCACUGAGGUGCAAAGGGAGACUGCGACUUUCACAGGCAAUGAUCUUCGCCAUCGAGGAGAUUAACAACAGCACGGAGCUGCUGCCGGGCAUCAGACUCGGUUAUCAGAUCUACGACUCGUGCGCCUCGGUGCCCGUGGCGGUGCAUGUGGCAUUCCAGCUUUCCAGCGGCCUGGACCCGGUGUUUUACACCGGCGACAACUGCUCACAGUCGGGUAUGGUGAUGGCAGUUGUUGGUGGGCCUGGGUCCACGUCAUCCAUCAGCAUGUCUCACAUCAUUGAGCCUUUUAACAUCCCUCAAGUGAGCUACUUUGCCACUUGUGCAUGCCUGUCUGAUAAGCAGCAGUACCCGAGUUUCUUCAGAACAAUCCCAAGUGACCAGUUCCAGGCUGACGCGCUGGCCAAGCUGGUCAAACACUUUGGCUGGACUUGGAUAGGUGCUGUCCGGUCGGAUUCAUAUUAUGGCAAUAAUGGCAUGGCGUCUUUCCUGGCCGCAGCACGCAGAGAGGGGAUCUGUGUGGAAUACUCUGAAGCUUUCUAUCGGACCAACCCCCGUAGCAGGAUCCAGAGAGUAGCUGAUGUUGUCCGCAGGUCGACAGCUAUGGUUGUUGUGGCAUUUACAUCACCUGCCGAUCUGAAGAUUCUGCUAGAGGAGCUUUCUCUUGAGCCUUUUUCACCUCGUGUGUGGAUAGGCAGUGAGUCUUGGGUAACAGACCCAGACAUGCUGAGGUUCAGCUUCUGUGCUGGAGCUAUUGGAUUUGGCAUUGAGCAAUCAGUCAUCCCAGGUCUGAGAGACUUCUUGCUGGACCUCUCUCCCUCUAAAGUGGCUGCCUCUCCACUGCUCACUGAGUUCUGGGAGGAUGUAUUCAACUGCAGGCUGAGAAAAAGUGCAGACACAAACGAAAGAGUGUGUGAUGGAAGUGAAGACCUACAGACGUACAGACCGUACACUGACACAUCUCAGAUCCGGAUCGCUAACAUGGUAUACAAGGCUGUUUAUGCAAUAGCACAUGCCAUUCAUAAUGCAGUGUGUCAGAAAAAGUCUACAAUUCACUGUGAAAAAUUCAGCAGGAUAGAGUCUGAAGAGGUUCUCAUGCAGUUGAAGAAAGUAAAUUUUUCACAAAAUGGCUAUGAUGUGUCAUUUGAUGCCAACGGGGAUCCUGUGGCCACAUAUGAGCUGGUGAACUGGCAAAAAACUGAGAGUGGCAACAUUGAGUUGGUGACAGUGGGACACUACGAUGCAUCACUGCCGGUGGGCCGGGAGUUCCGUAUCAACAGGAACCUCACCUGGGUGGAGGGCAGCACACAAGUACCUGUGUCAGUGUGCUCUGACAGCUGUCCUCCAGGAACUCGUAAAGUGCUGCAGAAAGGAAAACCCAUUUGCUGUUAUGAUUGUUUACCAUGUCCUGAGGGAGAGAUUACCAAUGCUACAGAUUCCCCUGAUUGCUUCCCAUGCCUCAAGGAGUUCUGGCCUAAUGCAGAGAGGGACACGUGUCUCCCCAAGCCUGUAGAGUUUCUUUCCUUCAACGAGGUCCUAGGAAUCAUCCUGGCUGCAUUCUCAGUUGGUGGUGCCUGUCUUGCCAUUACAACAGCGGUUGUGUUCUAUCGUCACAGGACAUCCCCGAUUGUCAGGGCCAACAACUCUGAGCUGAGCUUCCUGCUGCUCUUCUCUCUGACUCUUUGUUUCUUAUGUUCAUUAACUUUCAUUGGAGCGCCCUCUGAGUGGUCCUGCAUGCUGCGCCACACAGCAUUUGGGAUCACCUUUGUUCUCUGUAUGUCUUGUGUUCUUGGAAAAACAAUAGUGGUGUUAAUGGCCUUCAGAGCUACACUCCCAGGAAGCAAUGUGAUGAAAUGGUUUGGGCCCACACAGCAAAGAAUGACUGUAGUGUCUUUAACGUUCAUUCAAGUUAUAAUAUGUACUAUUUGGUUGGUUCUUAAUCCUCCGUUCCCAAUCAAAAACCUCACAACAUACAAGGACAGGAUCAUCUUGGAGUGUGCAUUAGGCUCAGCUGUUGGGUUCUGGGCUGUGCUCGGGUACAUCGGCCUGCUGGCUGUCUUUUGCUUUGUGUUAGCUGUCCUGGCUCGGAAACUACCUGAUAAUUUUAAUGAAGCCAAGCUGAUCACCUUCAGCAUGCUGAUAUUCUGUGCAGUGUGGAUCACCUUUAUCCCUGCAUAUGUCAGCUCUCCUGGGAAAUUCACUGUGGCUGUGGAGAUAUUUGCCAUUCUGGCCUCCAGUUUUGGACUAAUAUUGUGUAUAUUUGCCCCAAAGUGUUUCAUCAUAUUGUUUAAGCCAGAGAAGAACACCAAGAAACAUUUAAUGAACAAAAAUCAAUCCUGA